Molecule: messenger RNA, 387 nt
Organism: Mercurialis annua (annual mercury)
Lineage: Eukaryota; Viridiplantae; Streptophyta; Magnoliopsida; Malpighiales; Euphorbiaceae
Exons: 1
Coding region: 1-387 (128 amino acids)
Source: RefSeq, a predicted model, not a curated record
AUGUUAGCUCGAGCAGAAAUGGUUGAUUGUAAACUUAUCUCAACUCCAUUUUUAGUAGGCUCUCAUCUAAAUGAUUCAUGUACUUUAUAUUCCGUUGCUACUCAUUUUCGUUUGAUAUCUGGUGUAUUGCAAUAUUUGACUCUUAUGCGUACAUAUUUAUCAUAUGGUGUGAGCUUUAUAUGUCAAUAUCUGAAUGCACCUAAUGCUGAUCAUUAUACCGCCCCAAAGCGUAUUUUACGCUAUGUCAAAGGAACUACCACUAUGGUCUGCAAAUAUCAAGGAACUCUUCUCAGUCUCUUCUUGGAUAUUCUGAUGUUGAUUGGGCCGGCUGCCAUGUCACUCGACGCUCAACAACUGGAUUUGUUGUUUACCUUGGCUGCAACUUAA